CUCAGCAUUAUACAAGCCAUGUAAGAGAUAGAGGGAGAGAGAGUUUAUAGAGGGGAAAGAGUUCACAGAGGGGAGAGAGAGAGAGAGAGAGAGGAGGGAGAGGAAGAAGCAGUUUAAAGAAAUGGCGAUAAGCAACUUCAUCCUGACAGUGGCGGGCGUCACAGCGGCUGUGCUUCUCUUCCGCAGUGAUGUCAAACAGUCCGCCUCAAUCUUUCGGCGAAACGUUCGCCAAAUCCGUCAAUGGCUCGAGCAAGAAUCAGCUGCCGCCUCCAAGAUGGGAGAAACCCCGAAGCCGAAAGAACUGGAGCAACACAUGAAAGAGAAGGAUGUUCCAAAGCAAGAUCAGCACUAGCGUGAAACAUGAAGCUUCAACACGAGUCACUAAAGACAUUUCCCUGCAAAUAUAUCUUCUUUCUUUCUUUCUUUUUUUUUUGAGCUUUUUGACCAAGAAAUAUAGAGUCUUAUUUCAAGUAGUGGAUGAAUGAGGUCCCCAAACACUCUCUCUUACCUGGGGAAAGAAUUGCCUUUCAUAUGCAUCUCGAUUUAUUUGUACAUUGAUGGAUUUGAGGUGAAAUUUGGGGAAGUAUAGGACUUUUUUCAUGUGGGCUGAGUUUCCCUUAAAUUUCAUUUACCAAAUUACAUUGUAGCUUAGAGAAAGCUCCAAAACCUGAAUGAAGCAGGGCAUUAUUGUUCAAAUAAAGCAUAAAGAA
Molecule: messenger RNA, 710 nt
Organism: Amborella trichopoda
Lineage: Eukaryota; Viridiplantae; Streptophyta; Magnoliopsida; Amborellales; Amborellaceae
Source: RefSeq, a predicted model, not a curated record